CACUGCCAGUAAAAGCCGCGCGUUGCCGGGAGAUUAAUACACUGCGCGUCAUCAUUCCCAUCGCGAGCGUCGGUGAGGAGAAUUCAGGACAAAUACUUUCUCUAUAACAGGUUCAACUCAAAAGAAGACCGAGAAAAAUGCACUUUUAGACAGAUGAAAGUAAAGCGAAAGAGUUUGCGUCAGGUGCGUCGGGGAUAACGCGUCUGUGAGGUGCGCAACUUUCACGCACGCUUUCCAAAGGAUACGCGAGUGCCAAAACAACUUCUCUGAUGACUCCAGCUUGAAAGAGGAACAGUACAUGCAUAAACUGACUAAUCUGCAUAAACUGACUAAACGGCUGGGUUUCCACCUCAUCAAACGGAUAGUAACGCAAACUUUCCACAUCGCCCUUGUUGAGCUCUUUUUGUUGAUCCACGCGCGUCAGACGUCAAACUGCACGGCUGGUUAUCUCUGUAUCCUCAUCCUAACUAGGAGGGGUGUUCAAAAGUUACCAAAUGGUUUUUCUUUGGGACGCCAAAUACGAACCUGUGCCUGGGCGACGCUUCACGCCUCCCUCGACCACCUUGAGCUCAGGGAAGAUGAAUGAGGGGUUGCCCCUGGGGGCUCAGGAGGGAAGCGGCGCCGCCCUGGUGGGCAAACUGCGCAUAGCUGACCGGGGCAUGGUGGAGGUGCUGUCGGACCACCCAGGAGAGCUGGUGCGCACAGACAGCCCCAACUUCCUCUGCUCUGUCCUGCCCACACACUGGCGCUGUAACAAGACCCUGCCCAUUGCCUUCAAGGUGGUUGCCCUCAGCGACAUCCCUGAUGGCACGGUAGUCACAGUGAUGGCCGGAAACGAUGAGAAUUACUCUGCAGAGCUUCGUAACGCCACCGCUACUCUCAAGAACCAAGUGGCCCGAUUCAACGACCUGCGAUUUGUUGGCCGCAGUGGAAGAGGAAAGAGCUUCACUCUGACUAUCACCGUCUUCACAAACCCUCCUCAGGUGGCCACAUAUCAGAGAGCCAUUAAGAUAACGGUGGACGGACCUAGAGAGCCACGCCGUCACCGUCAGAAACAGGAUGAAGCUGUAAAGCCCAGUGCAUUAGCUUUCUCUGAGCAGUUGAGGCGAAGUGCCAUGCGGUGCAGUCCACACCACGGCCCCACCCUCAACACGCCCCCCUUCAGCAACCCUGCCCACAGCCAGAUUUCUGAUUCUAGACAGAUGCAAACAUCUCCGUCCUGGUCUUACGAGCAGUCAUACCCGUACCUGGGCCCCAUCUCCACCCCAACCGUUCACCCGACGACACCCAUAUCACCCAGCCGCAACGCCAUACACUGUCCUGAUCUGACUGCGUUCACUGACCCGCGUGUGGGCCUGGAGCGCACAUUUCCGUCCCUGCCCUCUCUACCUGAUGGGCGUUUCUCAGACCCACGUGUGCCCUACCCCACCGGCGCAUUUACCUACACCCCCACCUCCGUCACCAACGCUAUCGGCAUUGGUAUGUCAGCUAUGACGACCGCUGCUGGACGUUAUCACACAUACUUACCGCCCACGUACCCCUCGGGGUCGUCCCCGGGUCAGGGAGGACCCUUCCAGGCGAGUUCUUCACCCUAUCACCUGUACUACAGCAGUGCUGCCGGGUCGUACCAAUUCUCCAUGAUGCCAGGGGGAGGCGGCGGCGAGCGCUCACCACCACGGAUCUUACCGCCAUGCACCAACGCCUCGACAGGCUCCGCCCUCCUCCACCCCUCUCUGCCCAAUCAGAGCGAUGUUGUCGUGGAGACUGAAGGGAGCCAUAGUAGUUCGCCAACUAGCAUGUCAGUUGAAGCCGUGUGGAGGCCAUAUUGAAAACUAAGACGCUUUUACAGGUUGAUGGACAGUCGGGUUGACCAAUAGGACGUAGGCAGCUUAACAAGGUGGUUUCAGAUUGGAUUAAAGGAAUUGAAGGACUGACUUUUUUUUUCACAGCACAGCAUGAGACUCGUUAGUUUUUCUAAAUAAAAUUUGUGGCUAGUUUGUAUUAUUAAUAAUAUUGUCGUUGUCAUUUUUAUUAUGAUUGUUUUAUUAUUAUUACUGUUGUUGGUCUUGUCAUCAUUGUACAACAUUGUUCACCAGUGUCAGCCAUAUUUUUAGCACUGUUUCCCCUUCAAUCUCUUCUGUGUCAUAUAAAAUGUCACCGUGCAUCGUCUGAGGCCAGAAACAUACUUUACAAAAGUGCACAAGCGUGAAUGCUUGGCUAAUGCAUCGCAAACACACGGUUCAUUUGUACAUACAAUGUAAUAUAAAUUUACAUUCUUACGUUACUGUAGCAGUAACAAACCUCAUCACUAAAGAUGAACCAAUAAUCUGUUUGAUAUUUUUCAAAAAGCAGAAAUAAAACCAUAUUUAAAAAUCAAUUGUCCUGCAUUUAUCGGACACUUAAACAUAAAAAUGAUCAUUAUCGGUCAUAACAAAGAAUAUCAGUUCAUUUCUACUCAGUACUCAAGGGGGCGAUAGUUAGCCUCACAUUUCUGUGCCAUUAAAUCAGAUGUGUUAUUAUUUAGGUAGCUAGCUAUAAACAUGACAACUGUGAAAAGUUUAUUAAAUAACUUACUCGGUAAGAUUCUCUUCAAACUGUCGAUUCGCUAUGACAGCAGUUGAUCCGAAUGAAAAAGCUGACCAUAGAAGGCUGUUUAUGUUAAUGUCCAUCAUAGUAGUCCUUGUGGCAAUGCUAAAAAAUGCAAAUGUUGCACCAUAAAUUAAGAUUUGACACAUUUUCAAAUGCAAUGUCGAAUGAAAUCAAGCUUGCAUAGCUAGGACGUGUUUGCAUUCAUAUUUUUGUGUAGAGUAUGCUUUGGGUCGUAAACUUCUGAAACGAUCUGCAAUCACCCCAUAUGUGUAGAAGCAAAAUGUUCACAGUUUAUGAUUUAAUUUAUUAGCCAAUGAAUUUAGUGCCAGAAAUCAACACUUGAUUUGUAUAAGUUGAUAGAUUUUUUUGACCAUACACUUCAAAGACCCUGGCCUUCUGUUUUCUCAACACACUUAGUGACACACUGUAGCCAAGAAAGAGCACUAACUAGAACAAAACAAAGUCUUUGCCAAUGGCAAGAUGCUCUUAAGAGUUUAAACAGAAGUUUGACUCUGUACAUUUCCAGGUUUACGAGACUUUUAUCCUGUCACUGCCUUUCACGGUCUUUCUCUUCGCAAGAUUUACAGCGCAACAUGGUGUCUGUGAAUUCAACUUUUCUGAUUGAGUGGUUUGGCGGUUGGCUGGAUACAAGAUGGAAGAAUCAUGUACCUCCUUUCUAUGUAAAUAGAUUGUAAAAUAAUUUACAGGUCAAUGGCGGUUUGAAAAUGACAUUGAUUGCCUAACACACGACACUCUUCACAACUUCUACUAUUGUGAAACUGGCAAAACUUUUUCAAAAUGCAGCUAAAAAAAUCACACUUGUUUUGUUUUUUCUUUUUGGGAGGGAAUAAAACACUUUGUUGUGAAGAAA
Molecule: messenger RNA, 3460 nt
Organism: Myxocyprinus asiaticus (Chinese sucker)
Lineage: Eukaryota; Metazoa; Chordata; Actinopteri; Cypriniformes; Catostomidae
Gene: runx1
Product: RUNX family transcription factor 1
Exons: 7
Coding region: 495-1829 (444 amino acids)
Biological process (GO): regulation of cell differentiation; regulation of transcription by RNA polymerase II; neuron differentiation
Cellular component (GO): nucleus
Molecular function (GO): ATP binding; DNA-binding transcription factor activity, RNA polymerase II-specific; RNA polymerase II cis-regulatory region sequence-specific DNA binding
Source: RefSeq, a predicted model, not a curated record